Hyla sarda is the source of this 2576-nucleotide messenger RNA. RefSeq names its product ADP ribosylation factor 1 (gene ARF1). The record is from RefSeq and is a predicted model, not a curated record. Gene Ontology annotation, molecular function: GTPase activity; GTP binding. Gene Ontology annotation, biological process: intracellular protein transport; vesicle-mediated transport. Bases 183 to 728 code for a protein of 181 amino acids. NCBI's taxonomy places the organism in Eukaryota, Metazoa, Chordata, Amphibia, Anura, Hylidae. The transcript has 5 exons. Gene Ontology annotation, cellular component: plasma membrane; cytoplasm.
CGCACGCACAGGACGUAACGCGUACACUAUGCUGUGACGUGGCGCCGCUAUCCGCCAUCUUGUGCCGGACAAACCAACGCCUCAGAACCGCGGAGCGGGAAGCGUCUAGAGAGGGACGGAGUACCGGGCGGGAGAACGAGAGAGACUUUUCUUGCCAUAUCUGACACCUUCACGUUUCCAACAUGGGGAAUAUGUUUGCAAACCUGUUCAAAGGCCUUUUCGGCAAGAAAGAGAUGAGGAUCCUCAUGGUGGGGUUGGACGCUGCCGGUAAAACCACUAUAUUAUACAAGCUGAAGCUGGGAGAGAUUGUGACUACAAUCCCCACAAUAGGUUUUAAUGUAGAGACUGUAGAAUAUAAGAACAUUAGCUUCACAGUAUGGGACGUGGGCGGUCAGGACAAGAUCAGACCCCUCUGGCGUCACUACUUCCAGAACACACAAGGGCUGAUCUUCGUGGUGGACAGCAAUGACCGGGAGCGAGUGAACGAGGCCAGAGAGGAGCUGAUGAGGAUGUUGGCGGAGGACGAGCUGCGAGAUGCCGUCUUAUUGGUCUUCGCUAACAAACAGGAUCUGCCCAACGCUAUGAACGCAGCCGAAUUAACAGACAAGUUAGGACUUCACUCCCUCCGCCAUAGAAACUGGUUCAUUCAGGCCACCUGUGCCACUAGUGGAGAUGGGCUCUAUGAAGGACUCGACUGGUUGUCCAAUCAGCUCCGGAACCAGAAAUGAAACAACCCAUCAUCUUCAUAUAUUAUAUAUAUAUAUAUAUAUAAAUAUUUUUUUUUUCUUCCUCCUGGGGUUUUUUUUCGUCCUCUUCAUGCCCUUCUACUAUUCCUUCCUCUCCGCUUCUCUCUAAUGUGGCAAACUGUUCUCCUUUGCGGUAUUGAGUGCCGGAACCACGUUCCAUAUUUUUUUUUUUUUUUGGCAGUAUGUAUCAUGCCAUGCUGUACAUGUGGCGAUGAAGAGCCUGAUAACAUUUCGGUGUCUUAUUUAAUGUAAAUAGUUAUUUUUUCUUUAUUUCUUUCCAAUGAGGCAGUUACCGGUUCUCCUAUGCAAUAUUACUCUACGUAUUUCUUGUUAUUUUUUUUCUUUAAUCGUCAUCAGAAUGAUACCAUGUGUAGUACUGGAAGAGAACUUAGAGAAUCCAGGUUUCGGUAUUCAGUAUGAAAUUGCUCGUUUUUUCAAGUACUUUUUAGUACUUUUUGUCGGAUACCUCACAAGCUGACGGCGGGCGGAGAUCAUCCCAGUUGCUGCUGCUGGGGGCUCUGGUUUGUUGCCCUGGGGACGACCCUCAGACAGUCCUCGGGUUUCAUUGACUUGAUACUCUUUAGCGUCGCACACAAUAGGGUUAUGCUUGAUGCUGUUAUAUUAUUAUGUUUUUCUCGCAUGGUUAUACGGCAGGUUCCAGUACUUGCGAUGCUGCUGGUUCCGUCCGCUUUCCGUUUUUGCUCCGAGUGAUAACCGAAAAGACGACACAAGUAGACGGCUCUCCUGUUGGGGACGACACUGGAGCUUUACAGUAGGGUUUUCUGGAGGUUUGCAUGAUUUGCUGCACAGUUUAACUCGUACGUCCUCUUCUUGGAUGUUUUUUUUUUAAUCUGUUUUCUCGCUAACCUUGGAUCUACUUGAAAUUUGUGGCCGUUCUGUGGCUUUUGUACGGUAUCCAGCGCCCGGUUUACUUGCUGAUCCUCCCUUCGUUGCCAUGUCAUGCGCUCAUGGCUGCACUUUAGUGAAUGUACAUCAUGGCUGCCUCCCCUAGUUGUGUCAGGUUUGUUACGGGAAGGGCAGAUAUUGGGUGUCUGUGUCCAACCCUACAACGUAGUUACAUAGAGAAGUGGUGCCCACUAAAUGCUAGGUUUUGGACCACCAGUUAGAAAUAAGGGGGCACACUCAGAGGAGCUUACCUCUAUAGGGUAGUGGUUCCCAACCAGGGUGCCUCCAGCUGUUGCAAAACUACUACUCCCAGCAUGCCCGGACAGCCUUCGGCUGUCCGGGCAUGCUGGAAGUUGUAGUUUUGCAACAGCUGGAGGCACCCUGGUUGGGAAAACAAUGUUGUAGGGUGCUAUGUAGGCUCAGUUAGAGAUUCCCAGAGGACCCUUGGAUCAUAUAUGUAUCAGAGCAUCCUGUGCUGGCGUCUAGAAGAUGUUGGGUUUCCAUUGUGCUCCGAAGGACGUGAGUUUCAGCCGCGUUCCGCCUUGCGCACCCCAUUCGGCGUCAGUGCCCGAUGCAGUCAUUCCAUAGAAGAGCGCAGACCUUUUUCCCCCUCCUGUCCGGAAGCAUUCCCCGGCGGCAUGCCUCUUGCUGCAAGGCUCAGAUUUGCCCAUUUUCAUAAUUGAAAUCUUUUUUUUUUUUCAUAUUUUAUUUUAUUUUUCUUCCUCUUUACUCUGAUCAAACACUGAAAAGCUGGAGCUGUUGGAUCUCUGAGCGUACGGCGCCGUCUGGUUCAUCUAGUGAUGUGGAACCUUUUAUCGCUUUCAGUAAACGAAUCGUAUUCGAUAAUGUUUUGUAAACUCGUUUUCAUUUUGACAAAUGAGCACUGUAAUUAAAGCUGGUAGAAUAAAAUCCAUCUAUUUCACA